Molecule: messenger RNA, 1083 nt
Organism: Aspergillus chevalieri
Lineage: Eukaryota; Fungi; Ascomycota; Eurotiomycetes; Eurotiales; Aspergillaceae
Gene: FSA4
Product: methyltransferase Fsa4
Exons: 2
Coding region: 1-1083 (360 amino acids)
Molecular function (GO): O-methyltransferase activity
Source: RefSeq, a predicted model, not a curated record
AUGUCAGCUUCUCAGGACAGGUUCCAUCAAGCAGAAACUCCCAUUCAUGGAUAUUUUUACUGGAUGGUCGAGCUGGGAGUGUUGCGGUUCUUUAUCGAGUAUCACAUCUUCCAGGCCAUCCCCGACUCGGGUAUAUCGAUUUCCGACCUAGCCACGAAGACGGGCAUCGACGCAAGGCUAUUGGGGCGACAUGCCAACUUUUUAGUUGCCGUGGAGGUGUUGAAGUCUCCCUCUCCAGGGCAGAUUGAGCACACAUCUCUCUCCAAAAAGUUCCAGGAGCCCCUGGCCACCCUAUUGUACCCGCACGUGUUUGAUUCCUUCAUGGCUACCGCCGUCAAGUGGCCGGAAUAUUUCAAGCAGAACGGCGGUUCCGAGCCGCAAAGGUCCAAUCGAGCCCCCUUUGGUUUUGCCGUGGGCCAUCCCGACAAGUCCUUCUACGAGGUACUUGAGCUAAUUCCCGAGCGGGCCAAAUCGUUUAACAGCGCCAUGGCACUUUCCCUAGAUGACAUGCCAAUCACGGGAAUCUAUGAUUUCCAGUGGGUGGGGGACUACCGCAGUCAGACCGAUGUGUCCAGCAGACCAUGCAUCGUGGACGUGGGCGGAGGCAAAGGGCAAGCCUUGAAGGCCAUUCUCGAGGAGAAUCCAACGAUACCGGCCACUUUGUGUGUCCUAGAGGACCAAGCCGAGGUAAUUCAGCAAGCAAGUACAGAAGCGAGUCCUGUUCUGGAACCUGUCCGGAGGAUUUCACACAGUUUUUUUGACGAACAACCAGUCAAAGGUGCCUUGGUCUACUACAUCCGACGCGUCUUGAACGACUGGCCUGACGAUGAAUGUGUCCAGGUGCUCAGUAGGAUUCGCACCGCUUGUGCACCAGACUCGAGAGUUCUCAUUUCUGAAAAUUUACUCCCCUGUGAGCCAUUGCUUGGCUCUGCUGCGAUCGACCUAUGGAUGAUGAACUUCGGUGGUAAAAGGCGUAAUGAGAACAUGUUUAGUGAAUUGGCUUCGAGGUCUGGUUUCAGAGUGUCUUCGGUUGCUAAAGAUAAGGCAACUAAUAUGGGAAUAGUUGAGAUGUUGCCUGUGUAG